Messenger RNA from Malus domestica (apple), 1316 nucleotides. RefSeq lists its product as uncharacterized. Gene Ontology annotation, biological process: phospholipid metabolic process; arachidonate secretion. Gene Ontology annotation, molecular function: A2-type glycerophospholipase activity. Lineage: Eukaryota; Viridiplantae; Streptophyta; Magnoliopsida; Rosales; Rosaceae. The record is from RefSeq and is a predicted model, not a curated record.
UAAAGGUCAGUAUGAUUUUAGCCCAAUCCAAAGUCGUCCUGGCCACCACAAUUUUACACGACACGCCUCAAUAGAAAGCCAUUCGAGAAGCCUCUGCCAUACAAAUUGUUAGCGCAUUCCUCUGAUUUCCGAAGCCCUUUUCUCCGUUUCAAUCUUCAUCGUUUGGUUUCGUAGAUGAAUCUUUGCAGUUUCCGGUGCAGAAACAGUACAGGUGUGCGAAUUUUUGUUGAUAGACCUUUGCAAAUUCGUUGACGGCUCAAAUUGAAUAUAUGCUGCAACCCUGACCAAAAUGAACCUGGGUUUUCUUGGUAAUCUCCCUUGGUUUAGGGCCCAAUCAAACAGCGAUUUGGAAUUGGAACCAAGUCUUAAACCAACAACUGCCCUUUUCGAGCAACCUAACCAAAAGGGUGGUUUUGAUGUCAAGUUGUUGGGAUUGUCCCUUCUUUCCUUUGUUCCAUGGCUGGUGGACAAUUCUAAAGAUAAGAUUCGAACUCCAUCCACUAUUAACCGCGGCUUAAGAAGGCGUGCACAGCCUCGCAGGGUGUUUGAGAAUGGGGAUCCCAGUACAUCUUUGCGAUUUAGGCCAUAUGUUUCUAGGGUUCCAUGGCAUACUGGCGUAAGAGGUUUUCUCUCUCAGCUAUUUCCAAGAUAUGGGCAUUAUUGUGGACCUAAUUGGUCAAGUGGGAAAGAUGGAGGAUCUCCUAUUUGGGACAAGCGGCCAAUUGAUUGGUUGGAUUUUUGUUGCUACUGCCAUGACAUUGGUUACGACAGUCACAAUCAGGCUGAUCUGCUGAAGGCUGAUUUAGCUUUUCUGGACUGCCUUGAGAGGCCAAAUAUGAGUACUAAAGGAGAUGCCCGCAUUGCUCACCUUUAUAAGACAAUGUGCACCACAGGUCUCAGGAAUUUACUUAUUCCGUACAGAACUCAUCUUUUGAAGCUGCAAGCAGGACAACCUUUGAUUCAAUUUGGAUGGCUAAGCAAUGUUAGAUGGAGAGUUUGGAAAUUUCAGAAAACUUGAAAGGGGUCAUGAGUUUUGAGAAGUGGUAGGUAACCAACAGUACUCAACUUCUCCGCAUUGAAACAGGUGGUCUUUUUAAGUACUUUAUCUCUGUUGAUGCUUUUCUGUGUUCCGGGUGGAAAAUAGCAAUGUUGAGUCUUAUUGGCUUUCAUCCAUAAUGGAUUUUAUGUAUAUAACUUUGUUGAGACUUUUGGUGGUGCUUGUCUAUCAUCCAUUAGAAUUCUCAUAUACCUUACCUUAACUCUACUAAUUGGGUUGUGUCCAUAAGUAAUGAACAAGGCAUGUUUCCUCUCUUUUA